Lentinula edodes (shiitake mushroom) is the source of this 642-nucleotide messenger RNA. Its product is annotated as OSCP/delta subunit of ATPase. Gene Ontology annotation, molecular function: proton-transporting ATP synthase activity, rotational mechanism. Gene Ontology annotation, biological process: proton motive force-driven mitochondrial ATP synthesis. The coding region runs from base 1 to 642 and encodes 213 amino acids. The record is from RefSeq and is a predicted model, not a curated record. The transcript has 3 exons. NCBI's taxonomy places the organism in Eukaryota, Fungi, Basidiomycota, Agaricomycetes, Agaricales, Omphalotaceae.
AUGUUGCUCGUGUCUGCAGCUCGUUCCGUGCCCUUCGCCCGUAUCGCUGGUCGUCGUUCUGUCUCAGCUAUCGCCUCUAAAUACUCUAAUGCAGUGUACAAUGCUGCUCUAGCAAAAUCGCCCCAAACUCUGACCCAAGUUCAUACGGAAUUGUCUAGCUUCACUGCUACCCUGAAGCAGAACAAGGAUGUCGAAGCCUUCGUUCACAAUCCCACACUAUCAGCUAAGGACAGGGCAACUGGACUUGCGUCUGUUUUUAAAACUUUGGAGGGUGCUGGCUCGAAGAAGGAGUCGGUUUCGGACAUCACCAAGAACCUGCUGACUGUUUUGUCGGAGAAUGGUAGAUUAGCAGAAGUUGAAGGUGUUGUGGACGGUUUCAACGAGCUCGUUUCCCAGUACAACGGGGAGCUUAAUGUUACCGUGACUUCUGCCGCUCCGCUUCCCAAGGACAUUCUGUCGCGGCUGGAGUCGACACUGAAGCAAUCACAGACCGCUCAGAAGGCCAAGACAUUAAAAGUUACAAACAAGGUCAACCCCUCUGUGCUCGGCGGUGUGGUUGUUGACUUUGGCGACAAGACCAUCGACCUUAGCGCCCUUUCGCGUGUCACCAAGCUCAAUGCUGCUUUAACGCAGUCCGUUUGA